Messenger RNA from Eutrema salsugineum, 794 nucleotides. Its product is annotated as acyl-coenzyme A thioesterase 13. The transcript is spliced from 3 exons. Lineage: Eukaryota; Viridiplantae; Streptophyta; Magnoliopsida; Brassicales; Brassicaceae. Bases 140 to 622 code for a protein of 160 amino acids. The record is from RefSeq and is a predicted model, not a curated record. Gene Ontology annotation, molecular function: fatty acyl-CoA hydrolase activity.
GUCUUGUGUCUAAUCUUCACCUAAUCUGAUUAUUAGUUCUUCUUAUCCAGUGAAUACACAAUAAAAGCGAGCCCUUCGAUAUCUGAUCAAAUAAAAAACUGAUAGCGUUAGGAAUCCACGGCCAAACCAAAAGAAAAGCAUGAACCUUGAAUCGGUGAAGCAGUAUCUUGAGGGAGAAGGAGCCGAGAAUGAUGAAGGUGGAAUGGAAAAGGAAUCGAAAGUGGCGAAUUUGCCACACAGAUUCCUCGAGCGAUUCGUAACCAAAGGUAUCAAAGUCGAUCUCAUCGAACCUGGUCGAAUCGUCUGCUCCAUGAAAGUCCCUCCUCAUCUCCUGAACGCAGGCAAUUUCUUACACGGCGGAGCAACGGCGACUCUGGUGGAUUUGAUUGGAUCAGCUGCAAUUUACACAACUGGAGCUACACAGACUGGAGUGUCCGUGGAGAUCAAUGUUUCAUACCUUGAUGCUGCUUUCCUUGACGAAGAGAUAGAGAUUGAAUCAAAGACUUUACGUGUUGGUAAAGCUGUUGCAGUUGUGAGUGUUGAGUUGAGGAAGAAGAAGACUGGUAAGAUCAUUGCUCAAGGACGCCAUACUAAGUACCUUCCUCCCCGAAGUAAGCUUUGAAGAUUCCAUACAACUCAACACUUCCCCAAUUUUUUUUCUUUUUUUAAUAAUCUUCGGCUUGUUAUAACUGAUCAUGGGUUUGCGUGAAUCAGAUACUUAGUGCUAAUAAAACUAAGUGAACAACAUUAACUUUGUUGUAUACUCUUUCCCAAUAUAAAAGUAUGUUCCAUAA